Molecule: messenger RNA, 3247 nt
Organism: Carya illinoinensis
Lineage: Eukaryota; Viridiplantae; Streptophyta; Magnoliopsida; Fagales; Juglandaceae
Product: receptor-like kinase TMK4
Exons: 2
Coding region: 151-2940 (929 amino acids)
Biological process (GO): protein phosphorylation
Molecular function (GO): ATP binding; protein binding; protein kinase activity
Source: RefSeq, a predicted model, not a curated record
CUAUUUCCGUCCUGGCAGUCCUGCCCCAACCCUCUUGCCAAAAUCACAUUCAGAGUCGGAGACAACACUCGGUUGCUAGCUGCGCUUCUCUUCUGCUGCGCUUCUCUUCUGUCGUCUCCACAAACAUCCCCCUCAUCUUUCUCUCUCAAAAUGGGUCAGCUGAGAUCCUUGCCUCGUCUCACUGCCAUCAUGUUCUCCGUUCUGAUCACUCUUUCAUCCUUCGCCACCGCUGAUGACGCUGCUGUCAUGUCCAAGCUCCUCGCCGCCCUCACGCCCGCCCCAUCCGGCUGGUCCGCCACCACUAGCUGCUGCGACUGGAAGAACGUUGGAUGCGAUUCCAGCAACCGUGUAACCUCUAUCAACCUGGCUUCUAAGUCUAUCUCCGGCACUCUUCCCUCCGAUCUCGGCUCUCUCACCCAGCUCACAUCUCUCUCUCUCCAACAGAACUCCUUCUCCGGACCCCUACCCUCCCUUGCCAACCUCUCCUUCCUCCAAGAAGUCUACCUCGACCAAAACGAUUUCACCUCCAUCCCGCCCAACUUCUUCCAAGGACUCACCAGCCUGCAGACGUUCAGCUUGGACGACAACUCGAAUCUUCCAACCUGGACCAUCCCCACCGAGUUGACUCAGGCGACUAGCCUGGCUAGGUUUUACGCCAGCAAUGCCAGUGUUUAUGGGUCCUUACCGGAUAUCUUUGCCUCCUUCCCUAGUUUGAAGGAUCUACGGCUUUCUUACAACAAUAUCACUGGCCCUCUGCCCAAAUCUUUUGGAGGGUCCGGGAUUCAGAACCUCUGGCUCAACAACCAGCAAAACGGGAUAUCUGGUACCAUCGACGUUUUGUCUUCAAUGACCCAGUUAAGCCAGGUAUGGUUGCAUAAGAACCAGUUCACGGGUCCGAUCCCGGACUUGUCGAAGUGUACAAGCUUGUUUGAUCUUCAGCUCCGCGACAACCAGCUCACCGGCGUCGUCCCAGCCUUGUUGAUGUCGAUCUCGAGCUUGAAGAACAUUUCUUUGUCUAACAACGAGCUCCAAGGUCCUUUCCCAGAGUUUCCGAACGGUGUGACUAGCACUAUUGACGGCACCAAUAGCUUCUGUAAGAAUACCCCAGGGCUUUGUGAUUCGCAAGUGACGACAUUGCUCGAGGUUGCAGCGGCGUUGGGGUAUCCGAUCAAGCUAGCGAAUGCUUGGCAAGGUAACAACGCAUGCGACGGUUGGAGUUUCAUUACCUGCGAUCCUCAGGGGAAGAUUACCAUUGUAAAUUUCGCGAAGCAGGGCUUUUCUGGGACGAUCUCACCGGCCUUUGGGAAUCUGACAUCGUUGAGGACAUUGGCUCUGGCAAAUAACGAUUUGACCGGUUCGAUACCGGAUAAGUUGGCCACCUUACCGGACCUUCAGGUUCUAGACGUUUCAAAUAAUAACCUAAAUGGGUCUAUUCCGAAGUUCGCAUCGACGGUGAAGUUUACUUGGACAGGUAAUCCGUUGCUUGGGACGACUACCCCGAGCUCUGGAAGUGGAGCCGGAACUCUUCCUACGGACUCGAAUAGCACAACGCCGAGUGGUUCUCCGGCUGGAACGGCAUCAGGCGGUACUCAGGUCUCACCCGGUAUGAUUGCUGGUAUAGUUAUUGCUGUGGUGAUUUUCGUUGUGGCUGUAUUGUUUGUUUCGAUUAAAUGUUAUCUUGGUAAGCGGCAUAGGAAAUUUGGGAAGGUGGAGAAUCCUGAAGAUGGAGUGGAAGUUGUUAAGAAUGGCAUAAUGGGUGGUGUAAACGGGUAUGGAGGAGUGCCCAGUGAAUUGCAAAGUCAGAGCAGUGGUGAUCGUAGUGAUCUUCAUGUUUUCGAGGGUGGAAAUGUAGCUAUUUCGAUCCAAGUUCUUAGACAAGUAACUAACAAUUUUAGUGAAGAUAACAUUUUGGGUAGGGGAGGAUUUGGAGUUGUCUACAAGGGAGAAUUGCAUGAUGGUACUAAGAUCGCCGUGAAGAGGAUGGAAUCUGUGGCAGUGGGUACUAAAGGAAUGAAUGAGUUUCAGGCAGAGAUUGCUGUCCUUACCAAAGUUAGGCAUAGGCAUCUGGUUGCCCUUUUAGGAUACUGCGUUAACGGCAAUGAGAGGCUUCUGGUGUACGAGUACAUGCCUCAGGGGACUUUGACGCAGCAUUUGUUCGAUUGGCCUGAGAAUGGUUGCUCUCCUCUUACUUGGAAGCAGAGGGUUACAAUAGCAUUGGAUGUGGCGCGUGGAGUAGAGUAUCUCCACAGCUUAGCUCAACAAAGUUUCAUUCAUAGAGAUUUAAAGCCCUCUAACAUACUUCUCGGGGAUGAUAUGAGAGCCAAGGUUGCGGAUUUUGGUUUGGUUAAGAAUGCGCCUGAUGGCAAGUACUCUGUCGAGACUCGGUUGGCAGGGACAUUUGGUUAUCUCGCACCUGAGUAUGCAGCUACUGGAAGAGUGACAACCAAAGUGGAUGUCUAUGCAUUUGGAGUGGUCUUGAUGGAGCUGAUUACUGGUAGAAGAGCCCUAGAUGAUACUGUGCCGGAUGAGAGGUCUCAUCUGGUCACAUGGUUCCGUAGGGUCCAAAUCAACAAGGAGAAUAUCCCGAAGGCCAUUGAUCAAACUCUCGACCCUAACGAAGAGACCAUGGAGAGCAUAUACAAAGUUGCUGAGCUGGCAGGACAUUGCACUGCUCGCGAGCCAUAUCAGAGACCAGAUAUGGGCCACGCAGUCAACAUCUUAAGUCCUCUAGUAGAGCAGUGGAAACCAACUUCUCACGAAGCAGAGGAGAGCUGUGGCAUUGACCUACACAUGAGCCUUCCUCAAGCAUUGCAAAGAUGGCAAGCAAAUGAAGGUACUUCCACGGUGUUCAACGAUAUAUCCUACUCUCAAACUCAAUCAAGUAUCCCCUCAAAACCUUCAGGGUUUGCAGACUCAUUUGAUUCAAUGGAUUGUCGAUGAGUAAAAAAGAAAACAAAAAUGCAUGGCAAAAAAUAUUGAAACUGAAGAGGAAGAGGAAAAGUUGGGGCUAGCAAGAUCUGAGAAAAAAUUGGCAGGUUGCAAAGAUGUUUGAUCCAGUGGUUUACCAAAGUAUGCCCCCCUUUUUGGUUCGUUUUGUUCGUUAUUUUCACAAUCUAUUGAUUCUUAAAAGCUAACCAGUUAAUAUUUGGUGAUGGUCAGAGGUUGUAUCAGAAAUAUAGGGGGAAGGGUAUAGAUAUGUAUGAUAUUUUUCAUGAAGUUUUCAAACUAUUUGUAUGAUCUUUGAACU